AGAUCAUAGUUAUCUACGUACUUGAAUUUGCUUGCAAUGGCAGACAAGACAGAAUCAGCCGUCUAUACACAUGGCCAUCAUGCCUCUGUUCUACGUUCUCAUUCGUGGAGAACAGCGCUCAAUUCGGCUGCAUAUAUACUUCCACAUCUCAAGCCGGACAUGGAAAUAUUAGACAUCGGCUGUGGACCAGGCACCAUCACCGUUGACUUAGCAAACUAUGUUCCUCAAGGCCAUAUCACAGGGCUUGAGAUGGCUGAAGGAGUGCUCCCACAGGCCCGAGCUCUAGCCGAGGAGAAAGGAGUCAAGAACAUUGACUUUGUCGUAGGAGAUGCCAACGCACUUUCCUAUCCAGACCAGACUUUUGAUCUUGUGCUUUGCCAUCAAGUCCUACAACAUGUCCAUGAUCCCAUUGGCAUUUUGAAAGAGAUGCAUCGCGUGGCCAAAGUGGGUGGCAUUGUGGCCGCACGCGAAUCCGAUUAUGGUGCAUUUAUUUGGUACCCUAGUAUGGAUGGGUUGGUGGAGUGGCAGAAUAUGUACGACAGAAUUGCGAGGAACAACGGUGGUGAGCCUAAUGCUGGUCGCAUGCUCCAUUCUUGGGCUCGACAGGCUGGUCUCACUGAUGUCAAAUGCAGCACAAGUACAUGGUGCUACAGCAUGAAGGAUGAAAUAGCUUGGUGGAGUGAUCUGUGGGCUGAAAGAACUCUUGCCUCUUCAUUCGCAACGACGGCUAUUGAUGCGAAGCUUGCCACCAAAGACGAUCUUGAGAAGGUGGCUAGAGUCUGGCGCAAAUGGGGUGAAGAGGAAGACGCUUGUAAUAUAAGCCCUAAUUCUAACCCGGAAACUCAGUGCGAAGAUCUUCGGAAAUUAGAGAUAUCUUUAACUAUACACGAAAAUUGCUGCCAUCGGUUCGGUAUAGUUAGGAUGAUUACUGGUAUUCAUCACAUAAAUCUACUUGUACCAGAAGGCACGCUGAAUGAUGCGACGGAAUUUUACGCAAACACUCUUGGUCUGACACCAGUACCUGUUCCACAUUUACAAGUCGGCAAGAUCGCUUGGUUCAAUAUUGGAGAAGCGGGAGGUCAACAAGUUCAUAUCGCGUUCGGACAGAAUGAGCCCUAUUCAUCACGACAUCCUUGCUUUAAACUAGGGUCGUUAGAAGACUUGCAGACUCUUCAGCGUAAAAUUUGGGAUCAUCAUUUGAGAGGUGGGAAAGCAGCUCCCAAGGCAGUUGAUCAGCCCGGGGAAGAGAAUUCAGGUGCAAAAGGAGUUGAGUACCCUACAAGGUUCUUUGCGAGGGAUUACGCGGGGAAUAGAUUGGAGUUCACACUUUAG
Molecule: messenger RNA, 1332 nt
Organism: Talaromyces stipitatus ATCC 10500
Lineage: Eukaryota; Fungi; Ascomycota; Eurotiomycetes; Eurotiales; Trichocomaceae
Product: ubiE/COQ5 methyltransferase, putative
Exons: 6
Coding region: 37-1332 (431 amino acids)
Source: RefSeq, a predicted model, not a curated record